GAGCGCUCGUUUCGGCGGUGCCACGCGGUCCGGCGGAUGGGGCUGCUUGCUCUGUCUGCGGAGCCGGGGGAGCGCUCCGAUAGCAGCGAGGGGACCAGCAGGGUAGAAUCAAUUUUGCAGGGACUUCAGCUUUUACUGAUGAUGGACGAGCACCGGACCAGAGCUUUUCCCUGCAGAAACCACUGACUGUGGGCUACUUUCAAAAAUGCCGGAUGGCGGGGGGAAAUGAGAAGUGGCAAUUAUAGUGGAUUCUGCAUGGGUUUAAAGCACCAGAUUUAGAUGCUUAGGUACAAGACAUACAUGGCUCCUGGUUCCUCAGAUGAGAAGAAAACUGAUGAUGGACAGGCUUCAAAAGAGAAUUUUAUUCAUCUCUGCAACCCUCACCUGGAGAAAAUGAAAGAGGACAUCCUGUAUCAUUUUGCUCUUGGGACCGGUACCCAUGAUUUUCCGACAUUGUUUGGGGAUGUAAAGUUUGUGUGUGUUGGAGGAAGUCCUUCCCGGAUGAAAGCUUUUAUCGCCUACAUAGCGGAGGAGCUGGGGCUGGGGAGCCCCGGGUGUGACUACCCCAACAUCUGCGCGGGCACCGACCGCUACGCCAUGUACAAAGUGGGGCCCGUGCUGUCCGUCAGUCAUGGCAUGGGCAUUCCUUCUAUUUCAAUCAUGUUGCACGAGCUGAUCAAACUGUUGUAUCAUGCCAAGUGUUCCGACAUAACCAUCAUUCGCAUUGGCACCUCUGGUGGAAUAGGUCUGGAGCCAGGCUCAGUGGUUAUAACUAGACAGUCUGUAGAUGCCACCUUCAAGCCUCAGCUGGAACAGGUCAUUCUGGGAAAGACAGUAAUUCGCGACACCAAUCUGGAUGAACAGCUGGCUAAGGAGCUGAUGCAGUGCAGUAAAGAAAUUGGUCAGUUCAAUACAGUCAUUGGAAACACCAUGUGCACUUUGGAUUUCUAUGAAGGACAGGGCAGGUUGGAUGGUGCAAUCUGCUUAUAUGAUGAAGAAGAAAAGCUGCAAUAUUUGAAGGAUGCUUAUGAGUCUGGUGUGAGAAACAUCGAGAUGGAGUCUUCUGUAUUUGCUGCAAUGUGUAAUCUCAGCUGUGUCAAAGCUGCUGUAGUGUGUGUCACUCUUCUGAAUCGACUUGAAGGGGAUCAAAUCACCAGCCCACAUGAUGUCCUUGUGGAGUACCAGCAGAGGCCGCAGAAGUUAGUGGGAUAUUUCAUUAAGAAAAGUCUUGGGAAAGUAUGAAAUAUCCAUCUCAUAUUUUAGAGAAGGCACUUGUACAGAUCUGGUCAUGGUUAUGACUUCUGUGUACAGGUCUUUUGCCUCAGAGUAACUUGCAGCAUUCCGUGUGUCAGUGGAAGUUAAUCAUUUAUGUCACUGUUCUUUGGGAACUGAAUGUGCUGAAGGACUUCACUUAAGUUUUUAUUAGUUAUGCAUUGCUGGAUAGAAAACUCACUUUUCUGUGAAUUGGAAAGUGGAUCUGUUGUGAAGGACAAGGCUGUGAUAAUACAUGAAGAAGCUUUAUUUAUCUCUACUGUAAAAGAAAAACUAGAGAGAAAAUCAAACUUUAUGGCCAAGUGCUUGCAUACCAGCAAAUUAACUUAAAAAUCUGGAUAAUUUUCUUGUUGUUAUAAAAAAUUAUAUAAGUUAUAACUGUCUUUGUUGCUUCACUUGUAAAUAAAACUUAAAGUGAAUGCAGUUUAUUUUUUCUGCAGACUUUGACAAAUAAACAAUACUAUUUUCAUAUAUUAAAAUUUAAUGAAAUUGCAAA
Serinus canaria (Common canary) is the source of this 1768-nucleotide messenger RNA. It is a transcript of the gene UPP1, whose product is annotated as uridine phosphorylase 1. Gene Ontology annotation, biological process: nucleotide catabolic process; uridine catabolic process. The record is from RefSeq and is a predicted model, not a curated record. The transcript is spliced from 8 exons. Gene Ontology annotation, molecular function: uridine phosphorylase activity. Bases 280 to 1242 code for a protein of 320 amino acids. Gene Ontology annotation, cellular component: cytosol; cytoplasm. NCBI's taxonomy places the organism in Eukaryota, Metazoa, Chordata, Aves, Passeriformes, Fringillidae.